Pteropus alecto (black flying fox) is the source of this 2834-nucleotide messenger RNA. It is a transcript of the gene CACNB3, whose product is annotated as calcium voltage-gated channel auxiliary subunit beta 3. The record is from RefSeq and is a predicted model, not a curated record. The transcript has 14 exons. The coding region runs from base 379 to 1803 and encodes 474 amino acids. NCBI's taxonomy places the organism in Eukaryota, Metazoa, Chordata, Mammalia, Chiroptera, Pteropodidae. Gene Ontology annotation, cellular component: voltage-gated calcium channel complex. Gene Ontology annotation, biological process: chemical synaptic transmission; neuromuscular junction development; calcium ion transmembrane transport. Gene Ontology annotation, molecular function: high voltage-gated calcium channel activity; protein binding.
GAUUUGAGCUCAGAGCAGCUGGUCUUCGCGGCUCGGUCCCUCCUUCGCGCUCCUUCGCUGUGCGCCGCCACCCGCAGGGCUGCGGGGCUCUGUGGCAUCUCUCGGGCGCGGCCCGCCGUCCUCGCCCCUGCCUCCGGGCCGCCCCUGCCUCGGGGCCGCUCCCGCCCCCGGCGCUGCUCGCUUCCCCCCACUCGGACUCCCCCAUGUAUGACGACUCCUACGUGCCCGGGUUUGAGGACUCGGAGGCGCCCAGCUUCUCUCCCAGGCUGGAAACUGGGCACCCAGCACAUGGGUGAGCCAGCUGACUGAGUCCCAUCCAUUCCACGCCUCCGGCUGAGGCGGCCUCAGAGCAGCAGGCAUCCGGAGCUCCUGCUCAGCAUGGAGGACCUGGAGGGUUCAGCCGACUCCUAUACCAGCCGCCCAUCUCUGGACUCAGACGUCUCCCUGGAAGAAGACCGGGAGAGUGCCCGACGUGAAGUGGAGAGCCAGGCUCAGCAGCAGCUUGAGAGGGCCAAGCACAAACCUGUGGCAUUUGCUGUGAGGACCAAUGUCAGCUACUGUGGCGUACUGGAUGAGGAGUGCCCAGUCCAGGGCUCUGGAGUCAACUUUGAGGCCAAAGAUUUUCUGCACAUUAAAGAGAAGUACAGCAAUGACUGGUGGAUCGGGAGGCUAGUGAAAGAGGGCGGGGACAUUGCCUUCAUCCCCAGCCCCCAGCGCCUGGAGAGCAUCCGGCUCAAGCAGGAGCAGAAGGCCAGGAGAUCCGGAAACCCCUCCAGCCUGAGUGACAUUGGCAACCGGCGCUCCCCUCCUCCAUCCCUAGCCAAGCAGAAGCAAAAGCAGGCAGAACAUGUACCCCCAUAUGAUGUGGUGCCCUCUAUGCGGCCUGUGGUGUUGGUGGGACCCUCUCUGAAAGGUUAUGAGGUCACAGACAUGAUGCAGAAGGCUCUCUUUGACUUCCUCAAACAUAGGUUUGAUGGCAGGAUCUCCAUCACCCGAGUCACAGCUGACCUCUCACUAGCAAAGCGAUCUGUACUCAACAAUCCUGGCAAGAGGACCAUCAUCGAGCGUUCCUCUGCCCGCUCCAGCAUUGCUGAAGUACAGAGUGAGAUCGAGCGCAUAUUCGAGCUGGCCAAGUCCCUGCAGCUGGUCGUGUUGGAUGCUGACACCAUCAACCACCCAGCACAGCUGGCCAAGACCUCACUGGCCCCCAUCAUUGUCUUCGUCAAAGUAUCUUCACCAAAGGUACUCCAGCGUCUCAUCCGCUCCCGUGGGAAGUCACAGAUGAAACACCUGACUGUACAGAUGAUGGCAUAUGAUAAGCUGGUUCAGUGCCCACCAGAGUCAUUUGAUGUGAUUCUGGAUGAGAACCAGCUGGAGGAUGCCUGUGAGCACCUGGCUGAAUACCUAGAGGUUUACUGGCGGGCUACACACCACCCAGCCCCUGGCCCUGGACUUCUGGGCCCUCCAAGUGCCAUCCCUGGACUUCAGAACCAGCAGCUGCUGGGAGAGCGUGGCGAGGAGCACUCGCCCCUCGAGCGGGACAGCUUGAUGCCCUCCGAUGAGGCCAGCGAGAGCUCCCGCCAAGCCUGGACAGGAUCCUCGCAGCGUAGCUCCCACCACCUGGAGGAGGACUAUGCAGAUGCCUACCAGGACCUGUACCAGCCUCACCGCCAACACACCUCGGGGCUGCCUAGUGCUAAUGGGCAUGACCCACAAGACCGACUCCUCGCCCAGGACUCGGAGCACAACCAUAAUGACCGGAACUGGCAGCGCAACCGGCCCUGGCCCAAGGAUAGCUACUGACAGCCUCCUGUCUUACCCUGGCAGGCGCAGGCACAGCUGGCUGGGACUUCCACUCUAGGCAGGUUGGCGUUAGACUGGCAUUAGGCUGGCACUAGGCUCAGCCCCCACAACCCCCUGCCCAGCCUCAGCUCGAGGUCUGCCUGUGGUCCCAAGGUUCUAGGAGAAGCAGGGGGCCCCCUCACCUCCUGGGCAGUGACCCCCUAGGCUCCCAUUCCAGGUACUAGCUGCGUGUGCUGCACCCCUGGCACCUUCCUCUCCUCCUGCACAAGAAGCUGCCCCACUGGGCAGUGCCCUCAGGCCAGGAUCCCCUUAGUAGGGGCUUUCCCACCAGACUCAGGGAAGGGAUGCCCCCUCAAAGUGGCAAGAGGAUAGGGUGUGGGCGACAUGGCAUGAGGAAGAAACAAGGUCCCUGAGGAGACACAAGUCCUGAUAGCCAAAGGACUCAGGGUUUGUGCUUUGGGGUCUGAGGGCCUCCACUCACCUCACUGCCACACACUAGAAAUGACAAUCAAAGCCCAACAGAGUGGCACUCCCAUCCGUCAGCUGGGUGGGGCAUCCACAAACAAGGCUGGAAUAGCAGGCCAGCUGAAACUCUGGAAGAGAAGGGCUCUCCUUACCCUGUCAGGAAGCUUCAUAAUAGCUGACAGGACCAGGGACCAGAAGCAUGGUCAAGCCAAAUGGUAGACAAGAGCCAACUUGGAUUGGGGGCUUGGGAAGGGAGGACAUGAAUGUCUGGAACAACUUUGGGGGCCUCCUUGCCCCACUCAUCCUUUUGCUCUUGCAUCCUUUCAUUUCUGUUUUUGGCCCUCAGGCCUCCUGGGGGAUAUGGGCCCCAAACUUUAUUCCCUGAUUUCAUAGCUGCUGCUUAAGUUAGGGUUAGAUGAGGAGAGAGAGGACACAGUGGACAGCCCCCAGAGGCCCUGUCUACCCAGCUACCCUUGCCUUACGGCUCUAGUGUGUGAUCUACAGAGCAUGCUCCACAGGACCCUGCCCCACCUCACUGUCAUCACUAAUAAACAUCAUGCACAGUC